AUGAGUGGUUCACAAGAAACACUCGACAUUGGAACAAAAUGUCUUGGAUGUGGUCUAAUAGAUUUCCUUCCAAUCAAAUGUUCUUAUUGUCAUAAUCCUUUUUGUAACAAAUGUAUCAAGACACACCAAUGCGACAAAGCUAAAAAAGAGCUUCAAAAAGAAAAGGGUUCUGUUCAAUGUCCUAUUUGUCAGAAAUAUAUUCAGUUAGACAAAGAAGAUAAUCUUGAUGUUGUUAUUAAUAAACAUAUUGAGAAUAAUUGUAGAUUAGAGCCAAAAAAAGAACGAUUCAUUUGUGAUCUUUGUGGGAAAACAGAACUUGUUGAGAUUAUUUGUGCAGGUUGUCAUAAGAAUUAUUGUGUUGAACACAGAAACCAAUCAACACAUCACUGCGUUGCUCUAACACAUAAAACCCAACCGUGUAAUGAACCAUCACCUUUGAAUAACAACUUUAUUUUAGAGAAGUCAUCCUCUAUCUUUAAAUCUCAAAAAAGCUAUCCAACACAACCUGUAAACAAACAAACAUCAAACGCUCAAAAGAAAGCAUUUAUCUUAAAGAAUGCUCUUGGAAAUAAAACUGUACCAUUCAAUUGUAGAUUAUAUUUUGAAGUUAUAUUACCAAAUGAACAAAGAAAAGCAUUAUGGAUAAAUAAAAAUUGGACUUGUGGUAAAGUGAUUGAUGUUAUUUGUACUGAAUUUGGAUUACCAAAUACUAAUUUAUUAAACGCACCUAAAUAUGGAUUAGUUGAUGAAAAUGGAGAACAGUUGAAUACUACAAUGACUAUGAAUAAAUUAACCAACUUUUCAAGGAUAACUCUAUUUUUAAUGAAAUCUGAAGAGUAA
Molecule: messenger RNA, 840 nt
Organism: Entamoeba dispar SAW760
Lineage: Eukaryota; Evosea; Mastigamoebida; Endamoebidae
Product: AN1-type zinc finger protein 2A, putative
Exons: 1
Coding region: 1-840 (279 amino acids)
Cellular component (GO): cytoplasm
Molecular function (GO): zinc ion binding
Source: RefSeq, a predicted model, not a curated record